Molecule: messenger RNA, 933 nt
Organism: Alternaria burnsii
Lineage: Eukaryota; Fungi; Ascomycota; Dothideomycetes; Pleosporales; Pleosporaceae
Exons: 1
Coding region: 1-933 (310 amino acids)
Source: RefSeq, a predicted model, not a curated record
AUGCAGCUCAUUACUUUCGUUUCCGCGGCCUCUGCCGUGGUCGCAACUACCUCUGCCACGAUUUUGAGGAGCGCUGUCACCUUGAACAAAGACUGCGACAUGGAGAAGCCCUACGCUCGCAUUAUCAACCGUUGCGACUACGAUGUUCAUCUCUGGUCCGUUUACAAGGGUGAUGGAUGCCCCGAAGACGGCAUGGUCACUCUCAAGACCGGCGAAACCUACGCAGAGAACUACCCCGAAUCCACUGACGGCAAGACUGGUGUAUCUAUCAAGAUCUCCAAGACCAAGCAGUGCAAGGGCAACGACAUCACUCAGCUCGAGUACUUCCGCGAGAUGUCAGGCGAAAAGCAGUACCAAUACAACUACCUCGACGUCUCGUACGUUGACUGCGAGGGCGAGGAUUGCCCAGCACGCAAGGAUGGUUACUACCUGGUAGCAGGUGACCAGUCUGGAGUCAAUGUCGCAUCCGCUGGCAACACAUUCUGUCCCAUCCUGUCUUGCCACGACGUUGCCUCUUGCGACAAGAUCUCUUACGUCCUCCCCGAUGACGUUCAGACUAAGACUUGCGCUCUCAACCAGAGCAUGGACUUCUACAUGUGCGGUGGAGAGGCGCCCUCUGGCGACUACGGCUCUUCUCCCAGCGAAGACGAAUCUUCUUCUGAGUCUUCCGCUGAGCCCUCCACCAGUUCCACCAAGCAGGCCGAGUACUCCGCCGCCAAGCCUACUUCCACCUCCGCUUCCGACGAAGAUUCCUACACCGCUGAUAUCGAGGUUGCUGCUGCCGCUGUCACCCCUGCGCCCGCCAAGCAGGACGAGAACCCUUACUCGGGUCUUACCAAGACCAAGGUUGUCUACGUUACCGCGUACGAGUACGUCAACGCAAAGAGGCACGCUCACGACCAUGCUCGCCGUCACCAGCCUUUCCAUGCAUAA